AUGGACCAAUUCCUAGCCCUGAUUGGGAUGCAGGCAAUGAGAUACGCUGUGCGGUCCGGCAUUGUCUUGACCUCAAACUACGCACUGGAUCAAUGUUCCAGGCUUGUAAAAAAGGUCGAUGAUCGAAGAUUGGAGAAAGAAUUGGCAUCACUACAAAAGUUGCUUGAAUGCAAAAUCAAGAUUAUUUCUCCAGCUAUCGACCUUAUUGAGUUGAAGUCUGGCAGAGGAAAUGUCUUUCUGGAGUCAGCCGUUCCAGUCACCAAGUCACUCCACCGACGAAUCGUGUCGCUAGGAAGAGAUGUGGAAGAUGCUAUGGCGACAAUCAGCGGUUCCGAGCCUACCACUGGUCGGAUAAGAAUUUCAAAGCAUUCAGAGAAGCAUUUGUUAAAGGUUAUUGCCGAUAUGAAGAGCCUCCUGGAUCGUAUUGAUCGAGAUAUUCCGCUGCUGCAACUGGCCAUUACCGCCUCAGGGGAAACACUGUCCACCUCGCUCCCUCCUACAAUAUCUCCGUCUAGGCUACUUCAAGCCAGUACAUUUAUUGCAAUGGGGGACUCUCUGUUUGCGCGAGGCUCGAAAGAGCCAGUGCAAAUUGGGCCAACUUUCAGUCUAUCGUUGUACAUGUUGUUCCUCGCCCACACGGCGCCAAAUGGUGACAACAGAGACUCAUGGGAUAAUUAUACGAAUAAUUAUGGGUUGGACGAAAAUUAUCGAAGGCCAAUAUGGCAAGAGGUCAUGCACAAAGUUACGGCGCGCCUCUAUCGCUAUAAUCAGAACUGGGUAAUACCACGCCACCACCUACAAGGCAGUGACCGGAACAGCAGCACCAAUUGUCAAGAAUAUCACUAUUAUUUGGAUCUCAUAGAAGAUCUCAAUGAUGGUCGCCUACAUCAUGAUAAUGAAACUGGCAUUCCCCACAGAGCAGGAUGCUUACCAAGUCGACAGGAACGCAUUCCGACUCACCAAUUCUCAAAAAUAUUCUACACCGACACAGGGAAGCUCCUCAACAUUCGAAAUACCACAGAGGAAGGAAAUCGACCGGUUUUGCUUCUCAAGCGAGACGCAAACGCUGCAACGCAAGAACCAACCAAAGUCGAGUGUCCAACAGGGUCGCCCCGUACAGGUGAAAGAGGCGAUAGUGCCAAACAGAAGGAUUCUGACGAAGAUCAAGAUCUUGUCGAUAUGCAAAUACAUCACGAAAUCCAUAAUACCGUAUUAAAUCAAAGUGAAGGAAAGGCCACUGCCUUCUCCAAUUUGCCAAACCAUCUUGAUCCGGAAUGGCUAGCCUUGGAGAUGUUUGUGGAAGAUGUUGAUGGCGGAGAGGAGAGCGAAGGCGACGAGGACACCAACACUUCCAGAAUUGAUUGCAAAGAAGACUCGCAUAUUAUCGACGACACUGGUAUCGACGACACUGGUAUCGACGACACUGGUAUCGACGACACUGGUAUCGACGACCUUGCGAAUUGCUCUCUCGAUAAGGCUACCCAGUGCUUAUUGGAUUCUUCGCUCUUGACCGAGAUGGCGGAGUGCUCUAUCCAAGAAAAUGCAACCGUCCACCAAGACCAAGUCGCCGAUAUUUCUCCCCACCAAAAGCAAAGUCAAGACGCAGUCGCACCACCCUUCAGCGCCGUGACAACAUCACUGUCGCUCUUAGAGAUGAUGAUACGGCUGGUAGGACUCCAAGAGUUUCAGCAGAUGUCUCACUUGUCAAUCCCAGAUCAUAUUUUGACAUUCUUUCUAGAGGAGACGUCUACAACCGGGGUCGCCGGUUCCCAAAGAGAAAAGUUACGCAGGGAGACAAAACAGCGGGUUGGGUUCGAUCCAUAUACGGACGAUUCAGCCACCUGA
This is a messenger RNA of Pochonia chlamydosporia 170, 1845 nucleotides long. Its product is annotated as RanGTP-binding protein. Bases 1 to 1845 code for a protein of 614 amino acids. Gene Ontology annotation, molecular function: GTPase regulator activity. Gene Ontology annotation, cellular component: cytoplasm; nucleus. The transcript is spliced from 3 exons. The record is from RefSeq and is a predicted model, not a curated record. NCBI's taxonomy places the organism in Eukaryota, Fungi, Ascomycota, Sordariomycetes, Hypocreales, Clavicipitaceae.